AUGGCGUGGCAACUAGACUCGUGGUGUCACGCAGGAGCCACUCUUGCAGACGGGGGUGGGCGCCAGGGAUUGAGCUGCCAGCCAAUCAUGAUUAGGAAUGACCGGCCGAUGCCGGGAUAUCCGAGUGAAAGAAAAUCGGCAUUUUACUUUUGGGUACUUGACGGUCAGGCCACUAUUGUACUUGCCAAGUGGUGUGGCAGGAUGUAUCCGCAAUUAGACUGUAAUGCAUGCUCUCACACACCACCUACACCGAUUGGUAAACUCGUACUUGGCUUUCUCGUAUUCCAUGAUCCACGCGGAAGCUUAUGCCCGGAAUAUCCGGCUGGGCUUUCUGUCUCUUCGGAGCGCCCGUUUGGGGGCAACACAGCGUUAUUCAGUCAGCCAACAGCAGUCCAAAAUCAGUCGCCUUGGUACCCACGGCAAUUCGGCAUACGCCGUAGUAUGCUCACAGCCUUGCAUAUUACGUACCUUAUUUCUACAUGUCUUGACCCAGCAGUUGUUCCUGGGCGUGGCUUAGCUGCAAACCCUGGAUUGUAA
Aspergillus niger is the source of this 537-nucleotide messenger RNA. RefSeq lists its product as hypothetical. The coding region runs from base 1 to 537 and encodes 178 amino acids. Lineage: Eukaryota; Fungi; Ascomycota; Eurotiomycetes; Eurotiales; Aspergillaceae. The transcript is spliced from 3 exons. The record is from RefSeq and is a predicted model, not a curated record.